This is a messenger RNA of Lichtheimia ornata, 1167 nucleotides long. RefSeq lists its product as uncharacterized. Gene Ontology annotation, molecular function: protein binding. The transcript has 2 exons. Lineage: Eukaryota; Fungi; Mucoromycota; Mucoromycetes; Mucorales; Lichtheimiaceae. The record is from RefSeq and is a predicted model, not a curated record. The coding region runs from base 1 to 1167 and encodes 388 amino acids.
AUGCAGAGGAAUCAUAGCAGCAACAGCAGCAAUGUCACAUCAUCUAUCGAUUACGAUGACACAAGAGUAGGAAGCUUUAUUAACGACAACGAUGGUGGCAUCAGCAAUUCUUCAACAACUAUCAUCACUGAUACCCAUAAUAGCGACGUUCUUCAUUCAUCAGAUACACUUGGUCGAUUACCGAUAGAGAUCCUUGGUUUGAUCCUUGAACAGCUGACAAAACAUGAUAUCGUCGAAUGCCUGUCAGUGUCAACAUCCUGGCGAAAUCGACUUGCAUGCUGUUCAGCACCUUGGCGAGAGAUUAUCAUGACACAAAAGGAGCAAAUACAUGCCAUCAGCCCAUGGAUAACUACCGUGCAUCAUUUUGUGAAGGAUAUAACAUUCUCUUGUGAAACCCCGUUGAUCUUUACAAAGGCCAUGUCAUGGAUUACUGAUGGCUACUUUCCUCAUUUAUGCUCACUCCAGAUUUAUAAAUGUACCGAAGAUGAUGUUGAGCCUUUGGUGGGCGCAUUGCAAAAGAUGGGAUGUCGUCUACGCAAGCUGCUGGUGGAGUUUAUGGUGGAGCUGAUACCCUAUCAAGAUGUGAUGCGUAUGUGUCCCAAUCUUACCGAGUUGUGCUAUUAUACUGCCCUUGACAACCCAAGUUCAGACGCCUUGACGAUACCUGCCAAUCCACUGCUGAUGCAUCUUGAACUUCAUGUGCGAGAGCUCUUUUUACCUGAUCUGGAACAUGUCCUACAAGCAUACCCCAAUAUCCGUUAUCUCUCAGUGCAACGCUGCGACAAGGUGGCUUUACAGAUGAUCCAUCAACAUUGUCCAAAGCUUGAAUUUUUGAGCUUUAAUGCUGCACCUUAUCUUUUACCGUGGAUGCGAUUGCUUGGAAAGGAAACGGCCACAUCCAUUGGGCUCUCCCGUGAUAUAAGGUCGUGUAGACGUUUGGGGAUCAAAACGGCCGAGCUAUUGGCAAGCGAAUUUUUGGAUCACUUUCCACAUGGCAUGGCUAAAUGGACACCCACUUUAAAUGUGGGACGAUUACAGGCCUAUCGUCGUGCCUAUGAUAGAGAUAUGCAUCCUAAAAUAAUAGCAGCUGUAUUCCCUAGUGAUGACCAUACAACCAUAGCAGAGAUUAGUGCCCAAUUCCUUUCAAAAGCGUUGUUGUGGUAUUAA